This is a messenger RNA of Pygoscelis adeliae (Adelie penguin), 522 nucleotides long. RefSeq names its product complexin 3 (gene CPLX3). Gene Ontology annotation, biological process: neurotransmitter transport; regulation of neurotransmitter secretion; synaptic vesicle exocytosis. Lineage: Eukaryota; Metazoa; Chordata; Aves; Sphenisciformes; Spheniscidae. The record is from RefSeq and is a predicted model, not a curated record. The annotation marks the transcript as partial. The transcript is spliced from 3 exons. Gene Ontology annotation, cellular component: terminal bouton; SNARE complex. Gene Ontology annotation, molecular function: syntaxin binding.
GAUCCCAACUGGUACAAGGCGAAGAACAAGGUGGGCCGGGAGGGCAUCAUCCCCGCUAACUACGUGCAGAAGCGGGAAGGAGUGAAAGCUGGGAUCAAGCUCAGCCUCAUGCCGCUGACAAGGAUCAGGUCGCUGCCCUUCGAUGGCCUUCUUGCUAUUGCAUUGCAAGCCAAGGUCGCAGACCCUUCCCCUCCCCUGUACAAUCUACGGGGUAACUCCAAGAACCAGCCGCUCCAGGAAAUCCUGGCCAUUUCUGGUCCCCUUCAGGGAUCUCUGGAGCAUCCUAUGAAACCCCGGAACGAAACGGAUGACAACCAGAUCCAGCUGGUGGGAGGCGACGUGGAGCUGCCCAAAGAGCUGGCCAAGAUGAUCGAGCAGGACAACGAGGAGGAAGAAGAGAAGAACUCGGUUAUCGGCCAGCUCAGCAACAUCCAGAACCUGGACCUUGAUUCCUUGAAAGACAAAGCUUCGGCCACGCUAGAGGACCUGAAGCAAUCGGCUGAGAAAUGCGCCGUGAUGUGA